UUUAAUACAUGUAAUUGCAUCGAUAUAUUAUAUGGAUAUUUGAAUGAAGAAACUGAAAGGUAGAAUAAAAAAAUAAGAAAUAAAGUUGGGUAGUUAGAUAACCAAAACAUCAUUGAGCCAUGUGCAUCAUUGCUUGGUGGGUAAUAUGCUAUGGCCCUCGAUGUGCAAACCAGCGCACUGCAACUCACUCUCAAUUUCAACUCCCACAAUUGUAUCUGCCUUCAUCAAUCCAGCCAAGAUAAUUCAAUUCCCAGCUCAUGGAAUAAAGUUUUAAAAGAUUUAAAUAAUAGUAAUGAUAAUGAUAAUGAUAAUAAUCAGGCUUUUCUCUUGUUUGUCUCUAUAUAGACCCACUUGCUUCUUUCUAUUCUAUUUCUAUUACCCAAAGCUCCCCUCCCUUUCUUUGCAGUCAGAGCCCAAAAUCUGAGAUGGGUUUUCGAUUCAGAGCUCUGUCUCUCCUGCUUUUACAACUUCUGUUUCUCUUUUUGCUUGGAGCUGCUAAAGCUGAGGAUUUCUAUAACAUAAGCAAUGUGGGAAGUAGCAAGCUAGGGAGGGGGUGCAAUUUGUUCCAAGGCAAAUGGGUUUUUGAUCCUUCUUUGCCUCUUUAUGAAUCUUCAAACUGUCCAUUCAUAGACCCUGAGUUUAACUGCCAAAAGUAUGGCAGACCAGAUCGAUCUUACCUCAAGUACACUUGGAAACCUGACUUCUGUGAUCUUCCAAGGUUUGAUGGGCUGGAGCUUCUGAGUAGGUGGAGAGGGAAGAGGAUAAUGUUUGUAGGCGACUCACUGAGUCUGAACAUGUGGCAAUCCUUGACAUGUAUGAUCCUAGCGUCGGCACCAAAAGCCAAAAUCUCCAUAGUCAGGAGGGAAUCACUCUCUACUGUGAUUUUCGAGGAGUAUGGAGUAAGCUUGCUUCUUCACAGAACGCCCUACCUUGUGGACGUAGUGAGAGAGAAGGUUGGACGAGUACUAAAGCUUGAUUCCAUUGAAGGAGGCAAUGUGUGGAAGGGAAUGGACGUGCUCAUAUUCAACUCUUGGCACUGGUGGACCCACACUGGAAGAUCCCAAGCGUGGGAUUAUGUGCAAGUAGGAAAUGCAGUGAAGAAAGAUAUGGAUCGUCUGGAGGCCUUCUAUCAAGGGCUGACCACCUGGGCAAGAUGGGUGGACAUGAAUGUUGAUCCAAGCAAAACCAGAGUCAUUUUCCAGGGAAUCUCCCCCACUCAUUAUGAGGGAAAGGAUUGGAACCAACCAAGGAGGAGUUGCAAUGGAGAAAGCGUACCGCUCUCAGGGUCACUGUAUCCAGCAGGGGCGCCACCAGCGGUGGAAAUUGUGAAGAGAGUGCUGAGUAGAAUAAGGAAGCCCGUUUUCUUGCUGGACAUCACAACGUUGUCGCAACUCCGGAAAGAUGCACAUCCCUCUACUUACAGCGGGGAAGGCGGAGGACCAGAUUGCAGCCACUGGUGCCUUCCCGGCUUGCCCGACACUUGGAACCAGCUUCUCUAUGCAGUUUUUACCAUGUGAAGGCCAAGCCUGAAACACUUGGGGUUCUUUUCGUCUCUGCAAUUCCUCACAGGAAGUGUUAGAAGAAAGAACUUCAUUCAUUUAAUUAACCACCUUAACGGGAAUUGGAAGAAAAAAAAUGUAAUGGCAACAAAGCAAUUGUACAAAGUAAUUGAUGAUUCUAUUUGUUGCAGUUUCAGAAAAUUGUUUCAAAUCGAUAAGGAAAGAAUACAAGUGAGAUGGUAUCAAGAUGGCAUCUUGCUUGGUA
This is a messenger RNA of Cucurbita moschata (crookneck pumpkin), 1764 nucleotides long. RefSeq names its product protein trichome birefringence-like 38. Lineage: Eukaryota; Viridiplantae; Streptophyta; Magnoliopsida; Cucurbitales; Cucurbitaceae. Gene Ontology annotation, molecular function: O-acetyltransferase activity. The record is from RefSeq and is a predicted model, not a curated record. The transcript is spliced from 5 exons. Gene Ontology annotation, cellular component: Golgi apparatus. Bases 426 to 1517 code for a protein of 363 amino acids.